AUGCUAAGAGACCCAAACUCCGCUGCCAAAUCUAUCAAUGAUAGGCUACAAGGUCAAAAGAGAAAGACAACACAGUCAUGUUCAUCUGAAGCACGGUUACGCCUGGCUUGCAAUCGAUGUCACGCCCAAAAACUAAGAUGUCUACGCUCUGAAGGCGCAGAGCCCGGGAGUAAAUGUGAACGUUGUCGACGCGCAUCCGUUCCCUGCGUUUACAGCCCUCCGAAUCGUAUAGGGCGACCUGCAAGAUCGGGAUUAUCAUCCACGACUUCAUCUGCCGGUUCUUCAAAGCCGGACGGCCCAGGUAGCCCACGAAAUGCUCCUCGGCGGUCAUCGUCCAAUUCCCCACUACCCCCGAGCCCUCAACCACUCUUCAUUUCUCAUCAGGGAACUGCUGUUGACUCGCUGGCCGAUGAUUCCGGGAUGUUUGAUUUUCACAUGGAUGAAUCCAAUGUUAAAGUUGAUAUGCUAUCAUUUUAUCAUGAUAAUACGCCAUUUUUAGAGGGCCCCGCAGCUCUACUAGCGGAGAAUAUAUCUAUGCAAGGGGAGAUAUCUCAAAACAUAACGAUCUCGUCAUGUACCAAUGGAACUAGCGACGUAUCAUCUGGAGAUCGAUUCUCGACCACUGAGAUAGCUCCCGAUAACCAUGUGCGGGAACUUACAGCAUUUGGGCUAGCACAAUAUGACCAACUUCGCCGCCUAGAGAGAAUGAGGAACUGCACUGGAAAUGAUAAACGGGGGGUAUUCGCGCGACUGCACAACUAUCCUAUACACGAUAUGCUGGAGCAGGUUCGAAGGCUCACCGAGCUCAUAACACAGCUGAUGUCUGUGCCAGAGUAUAAAGAUGGUCCAGGAGGCGAAUCUAUUCCGGACGUCGACUCUUCUUGUCUGUUGAAUGAGGAAUCCAUAACCAACGAUCUUUCUAACAUGCUAACACCCCAAUUUUCGGGCAUAUCCUAUCUUAGCUCCAGCGAUAACAGCAGCCGGCUGUCCCUGUCCAUACCAAGCAAGCCAACCCCAAUCGACACCUCCACGAUUCUUCUAUUUGUUGCCUGCUACCUCCGCCUUGCACGAGCUUUUGCCUGGUUCUUUACGGACCUUCAUACCCUUCUCCUUUUCCCCAGUGUCGUCGAACUCAUACCCUCAGAAGAGCGCCGGAUAUUUCCAGGCCUAAAGCUAGGCUCAUUUCAAUCAUAUGUGGGAGUAGGACUAGAGAUAUCCAUCGUUGUUCAAGUCAGCGAGCGCAUGUUACAUCGUCUGCACGACUCUCUUGGCCUAUCCUGGAACCAGUGCGGUUCAGAGGGCCUUUUCAACGCUCACCUGCCAACAGGUGCAUGGAGCAACGCAGACACAAUCACUCCGGUUAUGAUGAAAGCCAUCCAGGCUCAGGAAAGAAUAGAUGCGCAGGAUGAGAGGGGAGAUACAUUCACAAGGUUAUUAUUGAUAAUGGAGAAUGUUAAAGGGCUAAUUAAAACACAGCCACUAUUGUGA
Nannizzia gypsea CBS 118893 is the source of this 1488-nucleotide messenger RNA. RefSeq lists its product as hypothetical. Bases 1 to 1488 code for a protein of 495 amino acids. Gene Ontology annotation, cellular component: nucleus. Lineage: Eukaryota; Fungi; Ascomycota; Eurotiomycetes; Onygenales; Arthrodermataceae. Gene Ontology annotation, biological process: regulation of DNA-templated transcription. The record is from RefSeq and is a predicted model, not a curated record. Gene Ontology annotation, molecular function: DNA-binding transcription factor activity, RNA polymerase II-specific; zinc ion binding; transcription cis-regulatory region binding. The transcript has a single exon.